CUGGAGAAGAUGGUGGAGAGGUGUCGUAUUCAGCUGAACUCAGAGAAGAGCCGGCUCACUUUCACCCUUCACUGCAAACAUGCUUGAGAGUGAGUCAGAGGCAGGGGCAGAAUGCAGGGGCAGUGGAGAGAGUUCCAUUGCUGAGGAAGAACAGGCAAGAUUAGACAGGGAAGAGAGUGAGAGCCAGGCUGAGUCAUUCCAGACCAGGAACUUCCAAAUAAGACUCUAAGAUUUCAGGAGAAGUGGUUCAGGGACUAUCCAUGGCUUCAUUAUUCUCCCAGUGCAAAUGGCGUGUUUUGUUUUUAUUGCAUGGCAGCCUUCAAAAGACAGAGUAGCACGCUUGCAAAAAAUAUGGAUCAAGCCUUUGUGUGAACUGGUUUUAGAAAUUGGAAAAGAGAAAUCGACAAAUUCUCAUCCCACCAACUGAGUCAAGCACAUAAAGUUGCGAUCACAACACACACAUACCAAGAAAGAAGUAUUGAAACACAGCUAUCCACAGCCAGGGAGCAGCAGCAAAGAGAGGCAAGAUCAUGCCUGCUCAAAAUAAUUAAGUGAAUUAGUUUUCUUGCCCACCAGGGUUUAGCUCUGCGUGGCCAUGAUGACAAUGAUUAAGGCAAUCUGAGGCAGCUUCUGCAACUCAGAUCCGAGGAUGAUGAUGUGCUGAAGAGAUGGCUAAGUAAGCCCUCAAGCAAUUACACAAGCGCUGAAAUUCAAAAUGAGAUUUUGAAUAUCAUGGCCAACUCCAUCGUUAGGAGAAUUGCAAAUACUGUACAGGGGUUGUCCACACUGCAGUACUCCAUUAUUAUUGAUGGAACCCAGGAUGUGUCGGGAGUUGAACAAGAGGCCAUAUGUAUCCGUUAUGUGGAUCAUGAUCUUGUCCCUCAUGAAGACUUUAUAGGUCUAUAUGAGGUGUCUUCAACAACAGGAAAGGACUUGGCUCGAAUGGCGACUGAUGUCCUCCUGCGGUUGAACUUGCCCUUGUCCUGUCUUCGAGGGCAGACCUAUGAUGGAGCUGCAAACUCGUCUGGCCAAAGCAAAGGAGUUCAAGCAGUUCUCAGAGAGAAGCAACCUCUUGCUUUGUAUGUCCAUUGCAGUCCUCACUGUGUCAAUCUUGUGACUCAGACAGCCUACGGCUCAUCCCCUGUUGUGUCUGAUGCACUGAAUUUGGUCCAUAAACUUGGCACACUCUACUACCAGUCUGGAAAAUAUAAGACCAUUUUUAAAGAGAUUGCGCAGUCUGAAGCGGGGAGUUUCAGAACUCUAAAACCCCUCUGCCCUACACGAUGGCUUGUGAGGAUAGUGGCCAUUCAGGCAGUCAAAGGGCAGUAUGAAGAGGUAUUGCUUAGUCUGGAGGAAAUGGCUGCAUCUGGCUCCUCUGAGAUGUGCACAACCGCAAGAGGACUUCUGGAGCGCUUUCAGAAGGGGCACACUUUGCUCGGUCUUCUUCUUGCCUCUGAAGUCCUCAAAGAACUAGAGUGCCUCAACCGCUCCCUUCAGAGCAAGACUGGAAGUGUCACAGGGAUGCUGGCAGCAGUUGAUUGCGUGAAAAAAACACUUGAAGUGAAGAGGUCUGAUGAAAGCUUCCAUCAGAGUUAUGCAAUGACCUGUGACAUGAUCAGUGAGAUGGGCAUUGAGACCAUCCAGAUGCCUCACAUCCGGAGACCUCCUAAGCGCUACACCGGAAAUGCAGUGUUCACACCAGCAUCCACUGAAGAGCACGAUAGAGUAGAAUACUUCAGUGUGUUAGAUGCUGUUGAUGUACAGUUGACCAAGCGCUUUGACCAGAGCAGCUUCGAUACUCUUAACAAGUUGGAAAGGGAGCUAGUCUCUGGAAAGGUGGAAGAUGAUGUUGUCAGUCUUUAACCAGAACUUAAUCGCAAUUCACUGGAGGUGCAGCUGGCAAUGUUUAAGCUUCAAUAUCCAUCCAGCACCAUCACUAACGCAGUAAACUCUCUCAAAGCUAUGCUGCCAGAAGUCCGUGCUCUACACAAGUAGAGUCUUUGGUUAGACUUCUUGUAGUGCCAUGCUCCUCAGCCGAAGCAGAACGAAGUUUCAGUGCCUUAAGAAGGCUUAAGACAUGGCUCCGCUCCUCCAUGAGUCAACGUCGUUUGAACAAAGUCUGCCACAUCCACCAAGACAAACUUGAUCAAAUUGACAUAGAGAUUUGCCAACUCUUUAU
Molecule: messenger RNA, 2179 nt
Organism: Anguilla anguilla (European eel)
Lineage: Eukaryota; Metazoa; Chordata; Actinopteri; Anguilliformes; Anguillidae
Gene: rad9a
Product: RAD9 checkpoint clamp component A
Exons: 3
Coding region: 733-1863 (376 amino acids)
Biological process (GO): cellular response to ionizing radiation; DNA repair; DNA replication checkpoint signaling
Cellular component (GO): checkpoint clamp complex
Source: RefSeq, a predicted model, not a curated record